AUGUCCGCACCCAAAACAUGGCUCAUCGUCGGCGCAUCUCGCGGCAUCGGCCUCGAGUUCGUUCGCCAGAUAGUCACCCUUGGCCACCGCGUCAUUGCGACAGUACGCAAUCCCAACUCGGAUAUUGAUGCGCUGGCUCAGAGUGCGCCGGGACAAGUGCGGGUUUUGACAUGUGAUGUUUCCCGUGAGGAGAGUAUCAAUGGUUUUAUCCACCAAUUCGUUCAUUCCGGGGAGCAAAGAAUUGAUUACGCGGUCAUCAAUGCUGGGAUAUUAAAGUACCCAAACCGAACACUAGAAAUGACUUUCGAUCACUUCGCAACCCAUCUUCACACGAACACCAUUGGUCCCAUCAUCGUAGCCCAGAAACUACUACAACUCAGCAGCGUAGCCAUUGGUACGAUAGCUUUUAUGUCUAGCGACUCGGGCUCGACGGCGCGGUUCCUUGCCUUCGAGGACGGGUUUGCUGCAUAUGGCGCAUCAAAAGCAGCACUAAAUCAAGCCUUACGGCACAUGGCCGAGGAACUGAAACGCAAACAAAGAGAUACCAUUAUACUAGCCCUGCAUCCUGGAGAGGUUGCGACAGACAUGGGCAAUCUCGGUAUUGCAUGGGAAAUUUCUGGCGGACAGAUAACGGCGGAAGAAUCGGUGGUUGCGAUGAUCGAUGUGGUUCAGAGCAAGAAUAUUGAGCAUACUGGGACAUUUUGGACGUGGAAGAAUGAGGAAUAUCCGUGGUGA
This is a messenger RNA of Talaromyces marneffei, 735 nucleotides long. RefSeq lists its product as uncharacterized. The record is from RefSeq and is a predicted model, not a curated record. Bases 1 to 735 code for a protein of 244 amino acids. Gene Ontology annotation, molecular function: oxidoreductase activity, acting on the CH-OH group of donors, NAD or NADP as acceptor. The transcript has 8 exons. NCBI's taxonomy places the organism in Eukaryota, Fungi, Ascomycota, Eurotiomycetes, Eurotiales, Trichocomaceae.